CACAUGUCAGUUAGCUGUUCUUUCUUCUCUCUCUCUCUUCAAGCCAUAAUCUCAUUUUCAACCAUUUUCGUCUCACCCCUUAAAAAAAGAAAAAAAAAAAAGGUUGUUGCUGAAACUUGCAGGGAAUCUGAAUUGAAAUAUGGCCAUAGAUGCUGUUGAAUCUCCGUCUCUUUCCCAUUUCAGUCAACAACGCCACUUCUAUGUUGCCGUCGACAGGCUCCAAUACAAGAUGGUGACGUUGCUGGACUUGCUGGGCAUGGCGGGGGACCGUCCAGGCCUGCCAAUGGUGGUCACGUGCAGCUCACGUGACGAGCUCGACGCUGUUUGUUCCGCCGUCUCCGGUCUCCCCUUCAUCUCUUUGGCCCCUUUGUACAGUGACCUUCCAGAAGCAGAUCGUGCAUCGGUUCUAGAGAACUUCCGGCAAGCAACGACAAGGUGGAACCAAAAAGUUAGUGCCGAAUCAGGAGCGGACUGUGAUAUUGGCAAAGAUGAACAAAAAACUCAUAUGAUUGUCGUAACGGAUGCAUGCCUUCCUCUUAUUUCUUCUGGGGAGGCACCUAUUGCUGCUCAUGUUCUAAUAAAUUUUGAGUUACCAACAAAGAAGGAAACAUACACGAGACGGAUGUCAACUUGUUUGGCCUCAGAUGGCUUUGUAAUCAAUAUGGUUGUUGGGGGUGAGGUAGUGACGCUCAAAAGCCUUGAAGAGAACAGCAAUCUUGUAAUAGCUGAGAUGCCAAUAAAUAUUUAUGAGAUACUGUGAAGAAAUCUGAUCUUCGAAACAAGCCGGAAAAAGACAUGUCAGAACACUUAGAUCCACAUACUGAUGGCGAUGGUUGACAAAAUUGUCUAUGAUUUAAUGCUCUCCGAGUAGAUGUAACUAACCGUUUUUCUUCCCCCCUGUUCAAUUCAGAUGCAGAAUAGUGUAUUUUAUGCUUCCAAAUGGUACGCUUUGCAUGUUUAUUAUUGGAUAAACUGAUGUUUGGAGAGGAAAGGAAAAAAGGAAACUUGGGCAGAACAGAUAAAUGUUGGUACAGAAAUCUUCUUUUUUAGUGAAAAAAGAUAUUUGGCAGGAAAUGAAGGGAUAAUUAAGUGGUGA
Messenger RNA from Morus notabilis, 1096 nucleotides. Its product is annotated as ATP-dependent RNA helicase FAL1. Lineage: Eukaryota; Viridiplantae; Streptophyta; Magnoliopsida; Rosales; Moraceae. Bases 140 to 760 code for a protein of 206 amino acids. The record is from RefSeq and is a predicted model, not a curated record. The transcript is spliced from 7 exons.